AUGCGGCGCCGCCGGGCCGCCGUGGCCGUGGGUCUCUGCGCCUCCUUCCUGCUCGGCUCCCUGCUCAACGCGCUCCUGGCCCCCGGCCCGGACCCGCCCCCGCCCCCGCCCCCGCCCCCGCCCGCAGCCCUUACCUCGGGACCCCCGGGGGCUGCGGCGAUCGGGGAGCUGGCGGAGCAGAUUCGGGCCCGCUAUGAGGAGGUGCAGCGCUACUCCCGGGGUCCUGGGGCCGGACGCCCGGACAGGCGCCUCAUGGACCUGGCGCCGCCCGCGCCGCCCGCGCCCCCCGCCCCGCGCCUGGGCUGCGCCGCGCUGCGCAACGUGUCCGGGGCGCGGUUCCUGGGCUCGGGCUACACCAAGGCCGUUUACCGCGCCCGCCUGUCCGGAGGCGCCGCCGUGGCCCUCAAGACCGUGGACUCCGGCGGCCACGACGUGGGCAGCUGCGUGCGACAGUUCGGGGUGCGGAGGGACUGCUACCGCCUGGCGGCCCACAAGCUGGUCAAGGAGAUGGUCCUGCUGGAACGCCUAGCGCAUCCCAACGUCUUGCAGCUGUAUGGCUACUGCUACCAGGACAGUGAAGAUGCCCCUAGUGCGCUGACGGCCAUCACGGAGCUGGGUGCCCCGGUGGAGAUGAUCCAGCUGCUUCAGGCCUCAUGGGAAGACCGUUUCCGGAUCUGCCUCAGCCUAGUCCGUCUCUUGCACCACCUGGCCCACUCUCCCCUCGGGUCCGUGACCCUGCUGGAUUUCCGGCCACGGCAGUUUGUGCUGGUGGCCGGGGAGCUGAAGGUGACUGACUUGGAUGAUGCCAGCGUAGGGGAGGCACUAUGCAGCAGCCACCAGGGUUGCCGGAUGGAGUUUCCUGCCAGGAACUUUUCCCUGUCUUGCGUGCGGGGCCGCUGUCUUGGCAUGAACGAGAAGAGGAAUCUCUACAAUGCCUACAGGUUCUUUUUCACCUACCUGCUGCCUCACAGCGCCCCUCCGAGCCUGCGGCCCCUCUUGGAUGAGAUCGUCAAUGCCACAGGUGAACUUCUCUGGGGGGUAGAUGAGACAUGGAGGCAGCUGGAACACGUGCUGCAGCUGUACCAGAGCGGCGCUUACCUGCAGAACACGACCACGGCCCCCAGUGCUGAGUACCGGAGGCUGCCGGAGACUGCGAUCCCCGCAGAUGACUACAGGUGUUGGCCCUCCAACCGGCACGGGGGCUGCGUCCUGUCCGUGUUCAGCAUCCGUGAGGCGGUGUCUGUGUGUGAGAGCCACACCCAGUGCAGGGCCUUUGUCGUGACCAACCGCACUACCUGGACAGGUCGCCAGCUAGUCUUCUUCAAGGCAGGUUGGAGCCAGGUCAUUCCCGACCCCAACGGGGUCACUUACGUGAGGGCUUCGGGCUGAGUGCCCAGGGCUGGGCCAGCCAGUGGGGAGCAGAGAGCCAUACCGCCCCCCCCCCCCCGGCCCCCUCACCCCAUAGAGGGCCGGCCGCCCCAUGCCCCACUAUGCCCCACGCCGGGCUGCAUGUGCAAUAUGGAACUGAGAGAAAUGGGAGUCAUGGCUUUGCUCAUUUUUCUUGGCCGGGAGAUGGGCAGAGAGGCAGACAGCUGACCAGGAUGUGAGGACUUUGUCGGCUGGGUCCCAUCCAGCUGUCGGGAUGUGAGGACCUCGCUGGCCAGAGCCCGUCCAGCUGCCGGGAUGUGAGGACCUUACCAGCCAGAGCCCAAUCAGCUGCUGGGAUGUAAGCCCCUUGGCUGGACCAAGUCCUGCCACUGUGAUGUGGGGAUUGCACUGGCCAGAGACUGUCUCCUCACAGCUUCUGGGGUAUGAGACCCCCACCGACUGGACCCUGUCAUCCCACAGUUGUGCUGCUGAGUCACCUCACCCCAAGGGGCCCCCGGACGCUGAAGAGAUAGUUCGGGGGUUCCCGGUGCAAGUGUCGGACAGCAGGGGCUUGGUCUGGGCCCGGCCCCUUGGGUGGAGCCAAAGGUCACCAGCUCAGCCGGCCCCAACCCUGGCUGUGAUGGAUGGGAGGAGCGGAACGAUACCCCCAGUGGAGGCCUGCUGAUCCACCCACAGCCUACCAAGUCCCAGAACUCAAUGGGUGACCAGCUGCACCGUGGGGACUGUGGCCACAGAUGGGGCCGUGGGGUCACGGUGGGUGUGGACCCCGGUUGCAGACAGACUCAGAGCCAUGCUGAGUUGGGGCCAUUUGCUUUCAGUGAAAGCAGCCACAGUGCCCCCUGAGUCCACGCGUGUGGGUGGUCAAACUUUGGUUUCUCGGGCGCAUUUAUUUUUGUAACGAAAUCGAAUAAAACCAGAUGAAGGACCUCCAGGACCAUAUCUCUCUGGUACUGCAGUAUCUCAGGCAAAGUCUGUGAGUGGGCGGGGUUGAAUCCAAGGGGACAUGUGUCCCACUCCUUCGUGUUCCAUUGGGCAGAGAGUUAGGGCUAAGGAUCAGGGUCAGGCUGUGGUCUGGUUUGGGGGAGCAAGGAGCAGUUCUGAUGGUUGUGAUGAUGGAGAGUGCUAACUCUGGACUUCAGGGUCAUUGAAGAAGUCAGAGUCAGUGAGAUUCUUUCUCACCUCUGCCUGCUCCUUCCACGAUGUCACACAUUCCCCUUUGGAGCUUGGCCCAGGAAGGUCAAAGAUCCAUCUGUUCUUUGCCUCGGUGUCGUCUUGCAGUUCUGGGAUCAGCUGGUCCUUCUCCAACAGACCCCUGUGCCCCAAGGAGUUUCUGCCAGGUCUGGUGUCAUACAGACUCCAGGGCACCGGCUGCUGCUGCCAUUGCUGGUCAACAUUGUCCAGCUGCCAGUUCAGGCAUCAAGGGUGGGCCCGCUGGUCUUCGAUUCGAGCAGACUGGGGCCAUGUUGUUUGGAAGUGUUUUCCAAGUGGGAACGAGGUUGUAGUUGGUUUAGGAAUUUUCUGAUCUGAGCUCAGCUCCUCAGGACCUUGUACUGAUGUGAAUUCAAUAAAGAUAAUGAUCCCUGUGA
Messenger RNA from Tachyglossus aculeatus (Australian echidna), 2975 nucleotides. RefSeq names its product protein kinase domain containing, cytoplasmic (gene PKDCC). Gene Ontology annotation, biological process: protein phosphorylation. Gene Ontology annotation, molecular function: non-membrane spanning protein tyrosine kinase activity; ATP binding. Bases 1 to 1389 code for a protein of 462 amino acids. Lineage: Eukaryota; Metazoa; Chordata; Mammalia; Monotremata; Tachyglossidae. The record is from RefSeq and is a predicted model, not a curated record. The transcript has 7 exons.